AUGGCUUCACUGACUGGGGCCGAACCCCAACCCCACUCCGUGCUUGUUCCCAUUCCGCCGCAGGGCCACAUCACCCCGUUCCUACGCCUGGCCACCCUCCUCCUCGCUCGCGGCUUCCGCGUCACCUUCGUCCUCACCGAGUACAACGCCCGCCACUUGGCCCGGUCUCGGGGCCACGACUGGGCAGCCACUGGUGGCCCAUCAUUCCGCGUUGAGGCCAUCCCCGACGAUCUCCCUCUGCCGCCUUCAGACAAGCAAGACAUCACGCAGGACAUCCUGUCAGUGUGCUUGUCCGUGCGCUCCACAUGCCUCGCCCCCUUUAGGGACCUCAUGGUCGGCCUCGGCCGCGCGCCAGACGUGUCGCCGGUGACAAGAAUCAUCUCCAACGAAGGGAUGGGGUUCACAGUCGAUGAGGGCUUUGGCAUGCUCGUGUUCUUCUUCUUCACGCAUAGUGCCUGUGGAUGCUGGAGCUACCUCCACCAUCCGGAUCUCGUCAGCAGAGGCUACACGCGCUCUCAAAGUGGUCACGACAUCGCAGCUGAAAGAGUUUGCAUGGGGCCUGACUCGAAGCGGGCACGGGUUCUUGUAGGCAGUGCAGCCGGAUCUGUUGUAGGAAAGCGAUACGGCGGCAAUAGUGAAGGAGAUGACGACAAAAGUGGGGGAUCGGGGCGCAGUGGUGGGGUGGUGUGA
Messenger RNA from Zingiber officinale, 690 nucleotides. Its product is annotated as linamarin synthase 1-like. The coding region runs from base 1 to 690 and encodes 229 amino acids. The record is from RefSeq and is a predicted model, not a curated record. The transcript has 2 exons. NCBI's taxonomy places the organism in Eukaryota, Viridiplantae, Streptophyta, Magnoliopsida, Zingiberales, Zingiberaceae.